CAUCUUCCUCUCACCAUUGAAGCUUUUCGUAGGACUCUUUCAGCUCCGGCCGUUCCCUCUCGUUCUAGUGAUCAUUUCGUUGGUUUCGCAGUUAGCCCAUUAGUCAUAUCAGUUGCCAUUUAGUGAGCGGGGAGGCAAUGCAGUGAGGGAGGCAGGCAAUGCAUUGUGUUUAAAAUUGUGGUGGUGUACCUUUCGGAGUGAGGAGGAAUUAGAUCAUUGGAUUGAAUCGCAGUCCAGAGGAGGAGCCAUGUCCUUCAUGAAAGGAGACUUGCUAACUAGGACUAGAAAGCUCGUCAAGGGCUUGGCCAAAGCAGAACCUAUUUGGCUCAAAGCCAUGGAACAGGCGCCACCUCCUACAUUUCCUCGAAUAGAUGGAACAAUCAAGACAAUCACUCUUCCUGAGGAUGUAUAUGUAAAAAAGUUCUUCCAGAAACAUCCAGAUUCAAAAUACGAAGAUGCGAUCAAGUUCUGUAGUUUCGAUCCUCCUCCAGCGCGAAUAUUCGGCCUGCGAGUGCUUGAACUGAAGGAACAGGGUGUCAGUGAGGAGGAAGCCAUGGCAGUAGCCAAUAUGGAAUACCGGGCAGAGAAAAAGGCGAAAAAGAAGGCUUACUCUCGCUUGAAGCAAAUUGCACGUCUUCAAGGGAAGAAACCUCCUCCUAACCCGUAUCCAAGUGCUAUUAAGGAGAUACAAGCAGAGGAAAGGAAAUUCGUGCGAGAUCGUUUCUUCAACCCCAAGAUUAAAGAGAUCGCUCAAAGGUUGAAGGAGGAGAGAGCAGCUGAAAUGCAGGACAGAAUGAGAGGCAGUGGCUGGUCAUGAAGAGUUGUUUAAUUUAUAGGACUUCCAUCCUCCCAUCUUUCUUCUCGCUCUGCUCUGGAAACUAGCUUUUGCAAUAAUUUUGGCAAUUGGCUAAAUAGGGAACGACACAUUUUUUUAGAUUCAAGUGACUACUACAUCUGAAGCAUUGGAUCAGGCAUGUUAAAGGAUUUUUCUUUCGAUGUUAUUCGGGUUUUGGAUUAAUAAUAGAACGAUUCAAAAGCA
Cucurbita pepo subsp. pepo (vegetable marrow) is the source of this 1039-nucleotide messenger RNA. RefSeq lists its product as uncharacterized. Lineage: Eukaryota; Viridiplantae; Streptophyta; Magnoliopsida; Cucurbitales; Cucurbitaceae. The record is from RefSeq and is a predicted model, not a curated record.